AUGUAUAAAGGAUAUAUUGAAAUGAUGUUCAAAGAAUUUAAAGUUAAGGCAAUUUAUUUGCCAUAUAAAUUUUAAAAGAAUGGAGGUGAAGGGAAUAUCAUUUUAGAUAUUGAUUUAAUAAAAGAGGUAAGAAGAUGAUAUUUAAAAAAAGUUAAACUAAUUCAUAAAGUAGAAUAUGAACUAGAAUAAUGAACAUUUGAUCCAAUAAUUUAUAAGAAUGUUUUCAGUUUAAUUAAUGCUUCCUAUACAUGUAGUUGAAGAUUUAUUAAGUAAACCAUAAGAGAUUCCUGAAUAGUAGUUUGAAGAUUAUAUAGAUGAUUCAAUAAACAAAUAAUCAAUAAAUAGGAUAAAAGAAUAGACUUAUAUAGAUGAAAUGAAAUUGAUAACAUAAAUGUAAUUAUCAAGUGAUCAGAAACCUGUAGAAUAAGUAUUUGUAGAUGAAAUAAAAGAUGCAAAAUUACGAAUCACUAUAAGAGCAAAAUUAAUCAAUAAACCUAUAAUAGAGAAAGAAUAAUUAUCAAUUAUAGCAGAUUAUAUUCUUUAAUUUAGAGAUGAAAGUGGAAUGUUCUAAGUUAAUUUUGCAAAAAAUAGAAUUAAAGAGAAGUUUUAAUAUUAUUAUGAAAAUCUUGAAGUUUAAAAUAUUUAUGAUAUUAGUGAAAUGGAAGUAAUUUAAUUUAAAUAAGGUUAUGUGACUCAAGAAACAUAAUUUAAAUUAUAUAAUAAAGUUCCUAUUUUAGACUAAUUAAAAAAUGCAUUAAAAAAUAUUUAGAAAAAUGGAGAAGAAAUAGUUGUAGCAGCUAUGGUAGCAGAAAUAGGUGAAUUAAAAUAGUAAAAUAAAAAAUUGAUCUUAUAUACUUUACCAAUUGAUAAUAAUACAGAUUUUUAUAAAAUACCAUUAAUUUUAUGGGAUUAAUAUAAAUUAUUAAAUUUUAAAAUAGGAGAGGUUUAUGUUUUUGAAGGUGUUUAAUUAAAAAUGUACAAUAAUUAUAUAGUAUUAAAAUCCUUGAAAACUAGAUUUACGGUAUAUAGUGAAGUUGAUGAUAAAUACAGAGAAAUCAUAUAGUAAAUAAUAGAUUUAAAAUAAAAUUGGCUUGGAAAUACAACUCAAAUGAUAUAAAUAGAAUAAGUUAUUCAAACACCAGUAUUUAUCAAUGAUAUUCAUAAACCUAUUAAUUGUGAAUGUUUCAAUACUAUUGUUAAAAUAUUGAAGGAUAAACCAGUCAUUUUCUAAAUGAAAAUACAAAAAUAUGUUAGACAAAUAGUUGUUACAAAUGAUAAUUAGAAUAGUCAAAUAAUUGAACUAAUAGGUGAUAGAUUAUGUUCAAAAGUUUAUAUUGCAGAAGAAGCAAUUAUCUUUAUAAGUUAUUUACAAUUUGUUAAUAAUAAAAUUGUUUCAAAUGAACAUCAUACACAAAUCAGAAAUGUAUCAGAUGAUGAUAUUGAUUUUGUUGAGUAAUUUCAAUUAUUAAUAUAACCCUUUUCUAAUCCAUUGAUAUUAUCUCAAAAUGAUUUGGAAUAAAAUAAUUAAAGUAAUUUAUAGAAAAAAAAAUAAAUAUAAAUCAAAAUCUAUUAGAAAAAUUUAGAAUAAUAGAAAUCAAAUUAAAAUGAAAGUUUUAAGAAAGGUUUAGAUAGAAAUGAAUUUAUGAAUGAUAUUACACCUUUAUUAGAAGGUAAAACACGUAAAGGUAGAUUUAAUGUAUUGGUAUAAAUAGAUGAAUUAUUUGAAAUCAGACAUUAAAAAGGAAAUGUUAAACUACAAGAUUUAAGAAUAUCUGAUGAAUCAGAUUCUGGAAAAUUAACUUUAUGGAACAAUUAAAUAACAGAUUAUAAAAUUGGUUAAACAAUUAAAAUUGAUUAAAUAUUUUAUGAUAAUAGUAAACUAGAAUUCAAAACAACAUUUCAUACAAAAAUAUCUACUAAUUUUCCAAGUAAAAAUCUACAAAAUAAAUAAUAAAGAUCAAACUAAAAAUAAUUAAUUAUUGAUGGUAUUGAAUAUUAAAAUUUUACUUACAAUUAAGAAUUAAAAUUAAUCUAUGAUAUAAUCAAGCUUUAAUAAAAUUUAUAAGAAGAAUUACCAUAUUAAUAUUGUAGAGCAAUGAUAACAGAAAUAUUAGUUGCAAGAUUAUCUUAAUAAUGUCCUUAAUGCACUUUUACUAAAUUAAUAUAAAUGAAUGAUUUAUAUGAAUGUUCUGGUUAAAAUGGAAUAAAACAUAUAGUCACAUUGCCAAAAAUAUUUUGUUACCUUAAAUGUAAAUUAACAGAUUUUAGUGCCUCUAUAGAAGUUAUUUUUGGAGAUGAAAUAUGUUAGUAAUAUAUUCCUUAAAACAUUAUGAAUGAAUUAUAUAAAAAUCAAAUGACAGUAAUACCAUAUUUUGAUUGUUUAAUGUACAAAGAAUUCACUUUUAAAUUAUGGCUCUAAAAAUAAAGAGAUUAAGAAAAUAAAAAAAUUAAGAUAAUGAAAUUAUUUUAAACAAAUUACUUAAAAAUUAUAGAUUCAUAUUUGUGA
Molecule: messenger RNA, 2506 nt
Organism: Paramecium sonneborni
Lineage: Eukaryota; Ciliophora; Oligohymenophorea; Peniculida; Parameciidae
Source: the annotation of a GenBank genome assembly